AUGGAUUUCAACUCUCUCAUGCGCGAACACAUGCAAGGUUCUCAAAGAGUUAAACUGACAAGUGUAUUAGGAGAUCGUGGGAUGUCAUCAUUCAAUCAAGAAUCGAUGUAUGAAGAAUGGGAAGAUUACGAUUCUGACCACAUAUGGCACGUUCAGCAACAGGGUACCUAUCCUGGUACUCUCAAUCGGCCUUCUGGAUCCCCACCUUUGCUCUCAUCGACAUCUAAUCCCAGUUCUGUUGCACCUCAAGACUUACCAAUCUCAAUGCCGGUCCUUCAAAAUGUUAGAGACCGGCUAGCACACAGUUCUUGGUUGCAAAGGAAUGAAGCAGAGCCACCAGUCGAUGACGCAGAACCUUUGGCUCAGCUGGGGUUAAUUAAGCCAGGAAUGUCUCGAUUCGACCCACUGAUUUGGUCAAGGGGUGAACAACACUCUUCAACUAUCGACGUCAACGAGUGCGUUCACACAUGUAUUCUCACUUUGGAUACAAGCCUUUUGCAUGUGGAGGGGACUGCGGCAAAGCGGACUGACAAAGGCUCAAAAGAACCAGUAAAUGCUCCUACGAGUACAACUGUCGCUACAGGGGUAACAUUCUCCAAACCCAACGAUACGCCUCUGCCGGAUGCUGUCACAGCGACAGACGUUCUGGCGGGCGCGUACGAUGCAAGCAAACUACACCCUCUGGCAGGAAUAGGCGAUAGCCUUGAUUAUCUUCUACUGGAUGAUGAUAAACUCAGUUCGUUGCCGGGUGGUACAACCGCGUUACCGUCGAGAGGUUGGAGUGACGAUCUGUGCUAUGGUACUGGGACUACAUACCUUGCGGGAGGUCUUUGGGGACUCCGAGAAGGAGCGGCUAGGCCACUCGCAGUUUCCAAUGCUAGACUACGGUUGAACAGCGUACUGAAUGGUGUGACGAGAAGAGGGACGUUCUUAGGCAAUUCGGCUGGUGUUCUAGCCCUUAUUUAUAACGUGGUCAACUCGUCAAUUGAUUCGAUACGCGGUAAGCACGACGUCUGGGGCGGGAUGGCCGCUGGUGGCAUUUGCGGAGCCAUGUAUAAAAGUACAGCCCAUGGCCUCUAUUAUCUUUCGCGAGUACCCCUAGCCCCCGCGCUCAUUGUUCGUUUGGAUGUCGUUGAUGUAACGAAUCAUGUUUUACCAGUGGACGACGAGAUACCCUUUUUCGUUUCGACACUUCAACUCUUAGAUGAAAAUGGCUUCCCAAUUCGAGAUCCACCCGAUGAUCCAAAACUGGCUUCUGCCCAGCCUUCGGCCCAGCGACUUCUGUACGGGUCGCUGGUCUCUUCGCCGUACAGUCUCGUUGAUCUAAGUGGUCGACGAGGAAUAUACUUUAUGUUUCCCGACGUCAGCAUUCGGAUAGAGGGCAAAUUUCGGCUUGGAAUCAGUUUAACCCGUUUGCGAGAUCAUGAGAUGACCCUUAUUAGUAGCGGUUUUGUCGCCCCGCUUGCACAGGUUUAUACCGACGUUUUUACCGUGACUAGCCAGGCGGA
Messenger RNA from Acaulospora colombiana, 1508 nucleotides. NCBI's taxonomy places the organism in Eukaryota, Fungi, Glomeromycota, Glomeromycetes, Diversisporales, Acaulosporaceae. The record is from the annotation of a GenBank genome assembly.